AUGGUUCUCGCUGCCGAGAGCUCGAGGGGUAGAGAAUAUGGCGGUGACCGGCCGGCGGAGGUCGUCGUCGUCGACAUCGAGAGCGGCGGCGGCAGCCUGGAUGGAGCGUCGUCGUCGUCCAUCGUGGAUAGGCAGGACUCGCUGUUCCGGGAGGCGGUGACGGGUCAUCACCGCCGUGCUGCCGGCGGCGCAGGGCACUCUGAUCAUGAUAGCUGGGGGACGACGCUGCGGCUGGCGUUCCAGUGCGUGGGCAUCCUGUACGGCGACGUCGGCACGUCGCCGCUGUAUGUCUACUCCACCACCUUCGGCCACGGCGGCGACGGCGGCGGCGUUGGCCACCCUGACGACAUCCUCGGGGUGCUCUCCCUCAUCAUCUACAGCUUCGUGCUCUUCACCGUCAUCAAGAUCGUCGUGGUUGCGCUCCACGCCAACGAUGACGGGGAUGGAGGAACGUUUGCACUCUACUCUUUGAUUUCGAGAUACGCCAAGGUGAGUCUGCUCCCAAACCAUCAGGCUGAAGAUGAGCUGGUCUCCAGCUACAGCACCAACCUUGGGAAGCCGUCGGCCACACUAAGGAGAGCUCAUUGGCUGAAGCAUUUGCUUGAGACAAGCAAGUCGGCGAAGAUCUCCCUGUUUCUCCUUACCAUCCUUGCAAUUGCGAUGGUCAUCAGCGAUGCUGUUUUAACUCCUCCUAUUUCGGUGCUCUCAGCUGUCAGUGGCCUGAAGGAAAAGGUGCCUGAUUUGACCACAGAUCAAAUAGUCUGGAUCACCGUGGCAAUUUUGGUAGUUCUGUUUGCUAUCCAACGCUUCGGAACCGACAAAGUUGGCUACUUGUUCGCACCAAUCAUCCUGCUGUGGUUGCUUCUCAUUGGAGGAGUCGGGCUCUAUAACCUGAUCAAAUAUGAUGUCGGUGUAUUGAGGUCCUUCAACCCAAAAUACAUCAUUGACUAUUUCAGGAGAAACAAGAAGGAAGGAUGGGUCUCACUUGGUGAUAUUCUCCUUGUUUUUACAGGAACAGAAGCUCUUUUUGCUAAUCUGGGAUACUUCAGCAUUAGAUCCAUUCAGUUAAGCUUUAGCCUUGGACUACUGCCAUCUGUAUUGCUUACUUACAUCGGACAAGCAGCAUACCUAAGGAAGCACCCCGAACAUUUUGCUAACACUUUCUUUAGAUCAACUCCAAGCGCUCUGUUCUGGCCGACGUUUAUCUUGGCAAUUGCGGCAUCCAUCAUAGGAAGCCAAGCAAUGAUCUCAUGUGCGUUUGCAACUGUUUCACAUUUACAAACACUCAGUUGCUUCCCGAGGGUUAGGAUACUGCACACGUCAAAGCGGUUUCAUGGACAGCUGUAUGUUCCUGAAGUCAAUUUACUGCUUUGCAUAGCUGCUUGCGUCGUGACUGUCAGUUUCAAGACAACGACCAUUAUCGGAAAAGCCCAUGAAAUCUGUGUCAUCCUUGUGAUGCUCAUCACGACACUGCUGAUGACAAUCGUGAUGCUCUUGGUGUGGAAAAUCAAUAUCUGGUGGAUUGCGCUCUUCUUCAUCGUCUUCGUUCCGACCGAGUCCAUCUACCUAUCAUCUGUGCUAUACAAGUUCACUCAUGGACCAUACAUACCCGUGGCCAUGUCAGCAGUUCUAAUGGUGGUGAUGAUUGUUUGGCAUUACGUGCACGUCAAACGGUACAAAUAUGAGCUGAAGCACACCUUAUCCCCUGCCAAGGCUGAAAAGCUGCUUGAGAAGAGCGAUCUGAAGAGGAUCCCAGGAGUUGGGCUCUUCUACACUGAGCUAGUGCAAGGCAUCCCACCCAUAUUCCCUCACCUCAUGGAGAAGGUCCCGGCGAUUCACUCGGUCCUGAUCUUCGUCUCCAUCAAGCACUUACAUGUUCCCCAUGUCGACGCCUCCGAACGCUUCCUCUUCCGACAAGUAGAGCCCAAGGAGUACAAAGUAUUUCGAUGCGUGGCGCGGUAUGGGUACCGGGACUCCAUUGGUGAGGAGGCAGAAGAUUUUGUCCUAGCACUGGUUGAGAGCCUCCAGUACUACAUACGAGAUGUCAACCUCUACUCAGUGGAUGAGAUGCAGAAUGUUAGCUACCCGAUUUCUCGAGAUCAGAGCUUGUCUCGGGACAAGCCUUCUGGAAGGCAUGCCAUCUAUGCUGAGGAGAUGAUUACGCCGAUCCAAUCGUUCUCCGAGCUCACAACACUGCCAAAUGGUUGGAGCAAUCGUCUACCACAGUUUCAGGCAUCAAAGAUGAAUAUUGAGGAGUUAGCCAAGAUUGAGGAGGAACAGAAGGUGAUUCAAAGAGAAGCAGAGAAAGGUGUGGUGUACAUUAUUGGAGAGGCUGAGGUAGUGGCAAGGCCUCAGUCCUCGCUCCUUAAGAAGAUUGUGAUCAACUACAUAUACUCCUUCCUAAGGAAAAACUUCAUGCAAGGAGAGAAGAUGUUAUCGAUUCCACAUGGCAAGCUACUGAAAGUUGGAAUCUCAUAUGAAAUCUAGAGAUUACGUAACGACUAUUCAGAGAGAUCUAUAUAUGGUUUCUUAAUUAUACAUAUGGAUUGAUCGGUGGCCCACUAGGAAGUACUUGUCGAAGUGCCAGGGAAAGAAGCAAGCACAUGCACAGCAGCUGGGAUCUGGGUAUACUUCUGCAUGGAUGAUCUGUAAGGUAGUUGUACAAUCAUGUAACGUGUAGAAUAGUUAACAACAGGAUGCUAUGAUGCUGCACAUGGACUAAUUUGGUCCACGUGUGGCUAGCAUUCGUGUCUUUGUAUGCCUCAUAUAUAUGUUUACACGUGUAUAUUUGUU
Messenger RNA from Sorghum bicolor (sorghum), 2793 nucleotides. Its product is annotated as potassium transporter 21. NCBI's taxonomy places the organism in Eukaryota, Viridiplantae, Streptophyta, Magnoliopsida, Poales, Poaceae. The record is from RefSeq and is a predicted model, not a curated record. Bases 1 to 2487 code for a protein of 828 amino acids. Gene Ontology annotation, biological process: potassium ion transmembrane transport. The transcript is spliced from 10 exons. Gene Ontology annotation, cellular component: membrane. Gene Ontology annotation, molecular function: potassium ion transmembrane transporter activity.